Molecule: messenger RNA, 1332 nt
Organism: Morus notabilis
Lineage: Eukaryota; Viridiplantae; Streptophyta; Magnoliopsida; Rosales; Moraceae
Product: TOG array regulator of axonemal microtubules protein 1
Exons: 5
Coding region: 150-1085 (311 amino acids)
Biological process (GO): microtubule cytoskeleton organization
Cellular component (GO): cytoplasmic microtubule
Molecular function (GO): microtubule binding
Source: RefSeq, a predicted model, not a curated record
CCCCAACGGCACUUUCCUUCUUUACACCGCCUUUUCCAAAUUUAAAUAUUCUCAUAUCUUAUCAGACUCUCCACCAUUUCCUUAUCAGAACUUCGAAACCCUAACUUUCUCAAUCCAAAUCUCAUCUGUUCUUUUAUCUCUCUGUUUCAAUGGCGAUGGCUUUGAGACCCAUUGACAACGCGCUCCCGACGACGGCGCUGGAGCGGCCCAAAAAGCAAGCGAAAGUCGCAGUUCAAGUUCGGAAACAGCCGGAGUUUUGCACGAUCGACGAGAACAAAGCUCCGGAGUUUUGCACGAUCGACGAGAACAAAGCUCCGAAAAUGGCGGAAAACGCCGAUGUGACAGUUGAUUACAUCGCUUCCGAGAGCCUCCAGCCGAUACAAGAUCCUGAUUCCAAGAUUCAAAGCUUGAUCGAAGGAUUUGAUUCGAAGGAUUGGACUAAAGUGUGCGAGUCACUGAAUGAUGCGAGGCGUUUCGCGCUCUAUCACUCUGAUCUUCUGGUUCCUUUGCUAGAGAAAGUGAUGUUGGUACUGGUUAAGGCAAUGAAAAACCCUAGAAGUGCUCUUUGCAAGACCUCUAUCAUGGCUUCCUCCGAUAUCUUUAAUGCAUUCGGCGACAAGCUGCUCGAAUCAUCUACCUCCGAGCCCCUUGAUCACUUGCUGGUGCAGUUACUGCUGAAAGCCUCGCAAGACAAACGGUUUGUCUGCGAAGAAGCGGACAGGGCAUUAAGCGCAAUGGUGGGGUCUUUUACUCCUUUGCCUCUUCUACAAAAGCUCCGAGCCUAUGUUAAGCAUGCUAAUCCUAGAGUCAGAGCCAAGGCUGCUGUGUCCAUAUCUAAUUGCGUCUCUAAGAUGGGGCUAGAAGGAAUGAAAGAUUAUGGGUUGGUUAGCUUGGUCCAAAUGGCCGCGGGUUCGUUAAAUGAUAGACUGCCCGAGGCAAGAGACGCAGCAAGGAGUGUUCUGGUUUCAGUACACAACGCCUUUACAGAAAAUGAAGAGCAGAAGCAGGAGGCAUGGCAAGACUUUUGCCAGUCUAACUUGUCGCCUAUCCAUCUCCAGUCUGUGGUCAAAUUUACAAUGUCCUAGAAGGUAGUUUGUGGUAGUAUAACACUGGUGUAACAGCUAAAUAAGUAGCCCAAAACCCCCUCUUCAAUAAAUUUUAGACUUAUUGGUGUCGUGUAAAUGUUGUUUUUACGUGACAACUACUAUGUUUGAGAUGAUAUUGUCGUUUGUCGUAGUAUAACACUGGUGUAACAGCUAAAUAAGUAGCCCAAAACCCCCUCUUCAAUAAAUUUUAGACUACUUGGUGUCGUGUAAAUGCUGUUUUUACGUG